AUGGCCUCUUCUCGUGUCAUCGCCUCUCGCCUGGCCUCCCAGAUGGCCAUCAAGGCCGCUCGCCCUGCUGUCCGCGCCCCCGUCGCUGCUGCCAGCAAGCGAACCAUCUCUGGUAAGUUUUUGAUGCGGCAAAAUUUUUCUUCGAGCUCAAUUGAGCUCGGUGCCGAACCCGACUCGAUCGAACUUCGCCCAUCACGAUCAAUGAACAAUUCGCUCACAAUCGAUUAA
Molecule: messenger RNA, 228 nt
Organism: Fusarium poae
Lineage: Eukaryota; Fungi; Ascomycota; Sordariomycetes; Hypocreales; Nectriaceae
Exons: 1
Coding region: 1-228 (75 amino acids)
Source: RefSeq, a predicted model, not a curated record